Penicillium verhagenii is the source of this 1128-nucleotide messenger RNA. RefSeq names its product UBX domain protein. Gene Ontology annotation, molecular function: protein binding. The coding region runs from base 1 to 1128 and encodes 375 amino acids. The transcript has a single exon. Lineage: Eukaryota; Fungi; Ascomycota; Eurotiomycetes; Eurotiales; Aspergillaceae. The record is from RefSeq and is a predicted model, not a curated record.
AUGUCAAAUUCAUUGGCUUGUGAGAUUAUAUGGGCUUUGCUGAUUGGUUGGGAUGGUAGCAAUGGCACACUAAAGGAGUAUCUUGUGCCUGAAAUCGCGAAGGACGUCUUCCAAAGCCGGCUCACAGUUGCUGUGAAAGGACAGAUGGCUUCAGAGUCUGUUCAACAACCGCAGAGUGGCAAUACCACUGGCGAGAGCAGUGACGUCGUGGCCUCGAGCCCUCCCGCUGUUGCGCCCGCCCCAAAUAUCACACCUGCACGAUACCCAUCAUACCCAACACCACAGGCUGCCCGUGCGGCUACCUCCUCGGCUCAACCAAAACCCAAAGAGAGCAGCAGUGCGAAUAAGAGUACAAUGAGUAAUGCGCCGCCAAAGAAGCCAGUCCCGGCGAAGUCUCCGCCGCCGAAAGAAGAGCAAAAGAAGCCAAUUUCCAAACAGGAAAAGACAGGAAAGACACCCCUAAAGCCCAAGCAGACUAGUCCCGGCAAGAAAGCUACUCCCCCUCACGAAGAACCCAAGCCACAACCACCGGUACCCCGUGGACCCCCCAGUCAAUACCGACUACAAGUGCGAUUGUUCGAUGGAAGCUCUGUCCGAUCCAGCUUCUUACCCACGCAUACAAUUGACAGCAAUGUGCGCCCCUGGUUGGAUGAACAAAUGGGCACUGAACAACGCCCCUACAAUCUCAAGCAUAUCUUGACUCCUCUUCCUAGCCGAACACUCUCCGUCUCUGAAGAAUCUCAGACACUCCAGGACUUGGGGCUAGGAUCAACCGCUAACCUGGUCAUGGUUCCUGUUUCAUCAUACACAGAUGCAUACUCAGCUACCGGAUCAAGCCUACCUGUUCGAGGCAUAUCAGCUGUAUACAAUGUUGUUUCAUCUGUUGCAAGCACAGCCACGGGUCUCGUAGGCUCAUUCAUUGGAUAUGGACAGGCUGCACCGAGUGAAAGUGGGAGUGGAUCAUCGCCUGCAUCUACUUCAGCGCCCUCGGAGAACAAUCAGCGACCACGCAAUACGGGACCGAUCAUUCGAACACUCAGGGACCAACAGAAUGAUAGGAAGGAUAGCCAGUUUUACAAUGGAAACCAAGUAUGUUAUUUUGAUCGCCUUGGAUAUUCCGAUGACUAA